Thunnus maccoyii (southern bluefin tuna) is the source of this 2742-nucleotide messenger RNA. RefSeq names its product BCL10 immune signaling adaptor (gene bcl10). The record is from RefSeq and is a predicted model, not a curated record. The coding region runs from base 430 to 1179 and encodes 249 amino acids. Gene Ontology annotation, biological process: apoptotic process; canonical NF-kappaB signal transduction; positive regulation of extrinsic apoptotic signaling pathway. NCBI's taxonomy places the organism in Eukaryota, Metazoa, Chordata, Actinopteri, Scombriformes, Scombridae. Gene Ontology annotation, molecular function: kinase activator activity; protein kinase B binding; NF-kappaB binding. Gene Ontology annotation, cellular component: cytosol; CBM complex. The transcript has 3 exons.
GCACUUCACCUGUCAGAAACACUGAAUAGCACUUAUAAUCAAACACCACGACUCACUGCGAGCGAGGAAAGUUUAAAAGAUUUAUCCUGUAAUGCUAUUGUAAAAGAAGUUUCAUCUUAAAUAUAUACGUUUUUCGUUUACGUAUACCUUCUUUAAUGAGCCACUGUUACUUCUCUUCUCGUGUCGACGUAAACCGACAGAAUCAGGAAGUCCGGGGAUCUCUUUUUUUUUUUCGGCUCAUGACACACAAAACUUGAAUGGACACUGGAUACUCAGCCUUUCAACGCCAAAUAAUGAAUACUAACAUUUGUUAACACAUGCUAUUCAUUCAUUAAUGUCGUUAGUUUCGUCAUAAGUAGCUUAUUAGAUUGUUUUAGUCGUUAUUCGUUACCCGGAACACCUGGAUCUUCACUUUUGCGGGUGAGAGGGAUGGAUGCUCCUCACCUCACUGAAGAUGAAAUGGCAGAGAUUAAAAAAGACGUGCUGACCAGACUGCGGCACUACCUCUGCGACAAGAUCCGAGCCGAACGCCACCUCGACUACCUGCGCUCUCGCAGGAUCCUGACGCGGGAUGACGCGGAGGAAAUCAGCUGCAGGACCACACAGACCAAGAGGACGGCAAUGUUGUUAGACAUCCUUGCUGAGAACCCCCGCGGCCUCGAUGCCCUGAUCGAUUCCAUCCGGGAGAUGCGGGCGCAAAAUUUCAUCAUCACCAAGAUCACAGAUGAGGUGCAAAAGGCCAAAAAUGAGAAGCUCGAAGCUCUCAAAGCAGGGGCUUCCAGCUCCUCAUCUGACAGUAACCUCAGCACUCUGAACACAACCAGCGACCUCUCCAGGACAUUUUCAAACGACUCCACCAUGCUCUUCCACCCAGACGGAGAACGAAGCCCCUCCACUUCAGACGUAGCGGGCUCUCUCAACUUGCCAUCAUUACAGAAAGGUGGAGACUUGUCCUCUGUGGCGAGUGUUAGCAUCGCCGCCGCUUCCUCCACAACCUCCUCAAGCCUCCCCAGACCUGGUGACCCGGGAGCUCCUCCGCUGCCAGACGAAGUAAUGAUCGAACCGCCCUCCAACAUAGAUGCUGCGACGCCGGGGUGCACCAGCAGCGGAGGGGACCCGAACUUCCAACCCCUCCGGUCGCGUUCUCUCACUCCGACCUCACACAGGAGCAUCUUUUAGGUUCACAUCUCCAUAAGACAGUACUCAUGCAGUUUAAAGGGACAAAAUCAUCAUCCACUGGAGCUCAUAUUCAGACACUCUCUCAUUGUUCUUAAUCUCAUGCUCUGUUUGGUGUGUUUGCUGCCUUUUGAUUAGGCAGGUUGUGAUAAAAUGCUAUAUAUGAGAUAUAGUCUACAUGUUUUCACUAUAGCAAUCAGCUUUUUUAGAGAAAAUAUUUAUAAUUUGUCACUGGGGCUGGGUAUUGUUUGAAUUUUUCCCUAUAGUGCCUACAUAAUACCUGAGUUUCAAUGCUGAAACCACUUUUCGAUACCUUUUCAAUACCUAACUUUAGAAUAUAAACCCGUUUUUCUGUAAAAAUCCUUUUUUUUAUUUAACAAAACUAAAAAACAAAACAAACAAACAAAAUUUGUUUUCAACACAAGCUGUGGUACACAAACCUUUGUUUAAAUAAAAUACAGUUUAAAUUGAAAGUUGAUAGUUUUCAAUACUUGUGCUUCACACACAUUUCAGUCGGUAUCAAAGUAUUGAGGUUUGAUACCCAGCCCUAUGACCUGAAAAAAAUCUGACUCAUCGUUUUUAACCUUUUCUACUCAUUCUUUCUCAAAGGUGUGAUUUCCUGAUUAACUGUAUGAUGUGGAAACACGGCAGCUACAGUUUAGGUGCAGUGAGAUUUAUAUACUGGAAUGACUACUUGAGCACACUCUUUAUGUGUUAAUUGAGCCAAUUUGAUCUUUUAAGACGCUGCCUUUGGCCAGAGCGGCAUCGUAUUAAGUCAACAAUACUUUGUUCUCCAUUUUCAUCACUACAGAAGUCUUAAAUCACAAAACAUAUUGUGAAGUGCAAACUAUGUCCUGCUUAAUACUUAAUCUACGAGCCAUGUACAAUCAUCUGUUCAAAAAUAUUUUUCCUCAUUAGUGAUUGUGUGGUUGUUGAGGUUUUCUUAAUGUGAUUUGACAUGCUCUUGAAAAAAAAAGUUAAAUUUCUUAGAUAAUUUAAUCUGCGUAGUGAGGAGAUUUUUUUAAGGUACCAUCAAGGAAUCCCACAACCUUUUGAUAUAUUUGCUUUCUAGUGAUACUGUCUGUAAAAUAUGUACUGUAAAUGUGAGUCUCUGCAAUACAAAAUGAAUUGACUAAAUCUAAUUCAGAAUGAAAUUACUGACAGAUGGCAGACUGUACAUACAGUAUCAGUGCCUCUGCCUCUAUAGAUAUGCUGUAACUGGGAGCUCUAUUUUUGUUUUUGGAAAAACUGGAAAAGCUCAAAAUGACACAGAGGAAUGACAGUCAUUGUGGUGAAGGUUGGCGUAGUGACUGCACCGCCUGGUCUUCAUAGAUAGUUGAGAAGCCGUGAGUGCAGAGUAGUUGUUCUCUCACCGCAGCGCACUGGUGCACAGCAGGUGUUAGCAGGUAAUUCACUUGUUAUUAUUUUAUAUAUAUGUCGCUUUUUUCCCCCAGAUUUGGUACUUUGCCUCUCUGUAACAUACUCAGCAAUGGUGUACUGUAAAAAAUAUCAAAUAAUUUUACAAUAAUAGUAACAUCUGCAAUAUAACUUCUGUUCAUUACUGUU